Molecule: messenger RNA, 2346 nt
Organism: Microbotryum saponariae
Lineage: Eukaryota; Fungi; Basidiomycota; Microbotryomycetes; Microbotryales; Microbotryaceae
Source: the annotation of a GenBank genome assembly
AUGAGCAGCGACUACACCCCUGUUGACCAGAUCAAGCCUGUGAGUAGCUUUGUAUGACGAAGUGGGCGUUGUCAAAACUGGCCUCAAACGGGUGACGAUAGCAUGGGUUCAUCUUCGGCGUGCUCGACCUUGCUCGAGGUCGCCGGGGGACACGCCAGCGCCGGCGCCAAUUCGCGGCAAUUCCCCCUCGCUGACGCUCCUUUAAUGACUGCACACCUUCCUUCCACAAGGCCUACGACGAGAUCGUCAAGACCUUCCUCACUGGCAAGACCCGCUCGAUCAAGUGGCGCAAGCAACAGCUCAAGCAGCUCGGCUUUCUCAUCGUAAGAGCCAUCUUCUACUCGAAUUUGUCAUAUCGCGCGCCGUUCUAUCCACUGCCCGCUGCCCGGGCCUCGGCGAGAACGGCGCUCCGGUUGUUUCAAGCAGCCGGGACCAUCGCGAGCCAUGGCUGAGGAUGAUCUCGAUCACGCCCACGGGACUCCGUCAUGAAGCUAGAUGGCCCGUUCACCGCGACCAGAGAUGAACUGACAUCUCUCUGUCAUACGCCGGCUCGUCCACCACUCACAGCAAGAUAACGAAGCGGCCUUCAUCGAGGCGCUGCGCUCGGACUUGUCCCGCCCCGAAUUCGAGACGACCAUCGCCGAGUUGAACCCGCUCAAGACGGACGUCAAUGAAGCAUACGACCACUUGGACAAGUGGGCCAAGCCCGUCAAGGCCAAGACGACCGCGGUAUGGGCUUUGGCCAACGCUUACAUCUACAACGAGCCCAAGGGUAUGUCGAGACAUCUUUGGUGGGCCUGGAAUAAUGCGAAAAAUCUUGAUGCUGAUUUCUCUACCUCCUGUCCCACUCGCUGUAUCAGGUGCCGUCUUCAUCAUUGGAACCUGGAAUUGUGAUUUUUGAAGGAAAUAUCUUGAAGAUACACCCGAGUCUAAUUGCCCCUUUCAUUUUGACGCUCAGACCCUCUCGUGCUCCUUUUGAGUCCUUUGGUCGGCGCCAUCGCUGCUGGUUGCACCGCUCUCCUCAAGGUGAGCAACCCGCAACAGAUUGAUACCCUUUUCGUGUAAAUCUUUGUUAAGAUAUGUGAAUUACGGCUCUGCAGCCCGCCGAGCAAGCGCCGGCCGUGGCCAAGCUUGUCCAAGAGCUCUUGCCCAAGUACCUCGACACCUCGGCGUACAAGAUCAUCCUCGGUGCCGUCGACCAAGUGACGCGCGCUUUGGAACUCAAGUUUGACCACAUCUUCUACACCGGAUCCGGUGGUAUCGGAAAAAUCAUCGCCAGGGCCGCCGCCGAGCACCUGACCCCCUUCACCCUCGAACUCGGUGGCAAGUCCCCCGCAGUCGUCUUUGACGAUGCCAACAUCGACAUCACCGCGCGCAGGAUCAUGUGGGGCAAGUUCGUCAACUCGGGCCAGACGUGUAUCUCCCCCGACUACGUCUUGUGCACGGCCGACGUGCAGGACAAGCUCGUUGCGGCGAUGCAGAAGGUGUACAAGGAGUUUACGACCGAUACCAAAGGCCAGGAAAAGUCAAUGGUCAAUGGUGAAGGUUACGCACGCAUCGUCAACAUGAACCACUUUGGCCGCAUCUCGACCAUGCUCGACGAGACGAAGGGACGCGUUGUCGUCGGCGGUGGCAGGAACAAGGACGCGGGCAAGAUCGAAACCACGAUCAUUGCCGACGUCGGUGCCGAUGAUCCUUUGAUGAAAGGCGAGAUCUUUGGUCCCGUGAUGCCGAUCGUCGUCAAGCAGACCAAGGAGGAGAUGGUCGAAUUUAUCCAAGAGCGUGACAACCCGCUGGCGCUGUACGUCUUCACACAGUCGACCAAGAACAGGGACUACAUCUUUGAGCGAACCCGAUCGGGUGGAGUGAGUUUUUGUAUCUCGCUGGCUGAUCGGAAUAGAAGAACAGAGACUGACUCUGAUACCGUUGCUGCCUUUCCCCCAGUUCGUCCAAAACGACACCAUUCUGCACUUCACCAUCCCUGGUCUUCCCUUUGGUGGUGCCGGAGCAUCUGGUAUCGGAGCUUACCACGGCAAGUGGUCGUUCGACACCUUCUCCCACCAACGCGCGUCGGCCCACAUCCCGACCUGGAUGGACCUUGCGCUCAACUCGCGCUACCCUCCCUACACACGUGAGUGCUGGACACAUUUAAAGACGUGGUCUCAGGAAUCAGUCACUGACCAGUUCAUGUUCACUCGGUCUCUGAUCGCAGCCAAAAAACUCAAGAUGAUGUUACUUGCGACCAAGGCCGUGAUCAAGCGCGAGUCCAAGUGGUCGCUCAAGUCCCUCUUUGGUGUGCUAGCUGUUGUGGCUGCGAUCGUACGCUACCGUCAGAGCAAGCUCUAA